GGUGGUGUUUGUUGCGUGAAGUCGCGCGAGUCUUCUGUGUGGAAAUUUUGCUUUGGUUUUUGAUGUAAUGAAACGCUUUUGUGAGUGAAAAGUUGGUGCAAAAGAAAAGCUUGAGGUGUUGAGUUGUGGUGCAGCCCCAAUGCUGGGAGGAUUUCCCGUGGAUUAAGGCAGAAAAGACUGAGGAUUAAUCACUCGAACCGUACCCAACACACGCAGAGGAAUCUUUUGAACGUUCUUUAUUUUGUUUUGUCUGCAUGGUCAAGCUUCAUUUAAUUGAUUGUCGUCUCGAAAGGAUUACGACGGUGCUGUGAGUCAGCCGCAAGAUGAAGCGGCGUGGCGAAGGGGCGCGUGCGGUGUCGCUGCUCCUGCUGAUGGUGAUGAUUGACAGGACAAUGGGUCAGCAGCCCAAUUCCCCCAAUGAUGUCUACACGCGCUUCGGUGCGGAUGAUCAGCAAAAUCGCUACCCCACGCAGAAUUACGAUGGGUUGGGGCCCACUAAUCGCGAUGUAAAUGAUCUCAAUCCAUUCAGUGUUACGCGGGAUAGUUCGUACUUUGGUGGGACGACUGACAGGACGCCCUUUGGGGGUGGUGGGGGCUUUGGGGGGGAUAAUUUCGGUGGUGGGGGGAAUGUUUUUGGGACGACGGAUAAUUUUGGGCAACAGCGGGAUCCUUUUGGGCCUCCGAGAGAUCCCUUUGGGCCACAGCGAGAUCCCCUAGAUCCAAAUAGACCUUUUGAUCCAAAUGCCCCACGUCCGUAUGAUCCAACACGCCCCUUUGGUACGGAGAGAGCAAAUACGGGCUUUGGGAAUCGAGAUUUCGGGCGGAAUCCUUCGUCGAGUGUUCCUGGGAGUCCCUUUACCGCUGGUGCGCGUGAUCGUGACUUCAAUCCCAGCCUCAAUCCGUUCAAUCGGAAUCUCUACACUUCCGAUGAUAAUUUAAUCAUAAAUGAGGCAACGUACUUUAUCGUGGCAUCACGAAUGGUUCGUCCUGGUCAAGUUUAUCGUGUUGCUGUGAAUGUUGUCUCCACACCACUCCCCAUCACAGUCAGGGCGAGUAUUUCACGGAAUGGCGUUGAAAUGAGUGCAGACUCAAAGGAUGUCAAAGAGGGCAUCCCGGAAGAGUUGCUAAUGCGUGUUCCCACAACCAGUGUCAUUGGGGAGUACAAACUACGCGUUGAGGGGCUCUACAAUGCCGUGGUGGGUGGCAUUGCCUUCCUCAAUGAGACCAAAGUUACCUUCUCCCAACGCUCCAUGACGAUCUUUGUGCAAACAGACAAACCUGUCUACAUGCAGAGUGAGACAGUUCGCUUCCGGACAAUUCCAAUCACAACAGAGCUCAGGGGCUUUGAUAAUUCCGUCGAUGUGUACAUGGUUGACCCCCAGGGGAAUAUAAUGCGACGAUGGCUCUCCCGGCAAUCCAAUUUGGGCACAGUGAGUCUCAACUACAAACUGUCAGAUCAGCCACGCUAUGGGGAGUGGAAGAUUCGCGUAGUGGCUCGUGGGCAGGUGGAGGAGCACUCGUUCCAAGUGGAGGAGUACUAUCAGUCACGCUUUGAGGUGAACGUAACAAUGCCGGCGUUCUUCUUCAACACCGACCCCUACAUUUAUGGGAAGAUCAUGGCGAAUUUCACGAGUGGAGCCCCAGUUCGGGGGAAUCUCACCCUCAAGGCGACAAUCAGGCCAAUUGGCUUCAUUAAUCCGAAGAUUCUCAAUCAGCGCUAUCGCGUGGGCAACAGUGGAGGCUACCGCAGGGAGGAUGAAUACUACAAUAGGGAUGCAAGCUACUACAACUUGUUUGGCCCCCAAAAUAUUCCGCCUGAUCGUCAAUUCCUCGAGGAUCGCUACAGGGAGCAACAGGGCUUCCAGGAGUCGUACAUUGUGGAGAAACAUUUCAAUUUUGACGAGCGCUGGCCCUUCUGGAUGGACAAGCCUGAGUACAAUCAAGUCUUUGAUCCGUGGACGCGUUCGUACAGGAAUCAACUGCCCUACCUUCGCUUCUUCAAUGGGACGUUUGACUUUAAGUACCCAAUGGCGGAACUUGAGCAACUUGUGCCGAAUUUAUCGGGCAUGGAAGUUCUCAUUACGGCCACAGUUGGAGAGAGAUUCUACGACGAAGUGAUUGAGGGUUAUGCCAUGACGAGGAUCUAUAAUUCAUCCAUUCGCGUGGCUUUCCUGGGUGGAUCGCCGCAGGUUUUCAAGCCAGCCAUGCCCUUUACGUGCUACCUCGUGGCUGAAUAUCACGAUGGAUCCCCGCUGCCUUUUGACAAUUUCUUCUACGGGACAAUGGAGAUCACAGGAUGGAUUGAGAGCCGCUCAGGAGGAAGACGAGACUACCCGCUGCGGAAUAUUCGAAUGUCCGAACGGGAUGGAAUUUGGGAGUUGAAAGUUGACUUGAGGAAUGAUUUGAAUUUGGACAAUAGCAAGCAGUCCAAUGACUUCCUCAAUGAUGCCACUUCAAUGAGACUCAUUGCGAACUUCAUUGACUCCCGAGGGGAACGAGCAAGUUCGGAACUUUUACUUUUGGGGCAUCAUUCACCGUUGAAUCAACAGGUGAAGAUCACAACGAGUACAACGGACGCCAAAGUGGGUGAAUACAUUGUGCUGCACGUUCAGUCGAACUUCCACAUGGAUAACUUCCAUUACAUCGUCAUGUCCAAGGGUAUUGUCCUGCUAACGGGACAGGAGAACAUGCAGGAGGGUAUCAGGACGAUGGCAAUAACGUUAAGUGCGGAAAUGGCGCCGGUUUCGACGGUUGUUGUCUGGCAUGUUGGCCGAAGGGGCCUAAUUGUGGCUGAUAGUUUAACCUUCCCCGUUAACGGAAUCUCCCGGAACAACUUCACAGUCUACAUCAACAAUCGCAAGGCAAGGACAGGAGACAAAGUUGAAGUGGCCAUUUACGGAGAACCCGGAGCCUACGUUGGGCUCUCAGGGAUUGACAAUGCCUUCUACACAAUGCAGGCAGGCAAUGAACUCACCUAUGCGAAUGUUAUAACGAAAAUGGCAACAUUCGAUGAGCAAACCAAUGGAACGUUCAAGCAUCGUUGGUACUCCCAUGAAGGCAAUCCCGAUGAAUUGGUCUACUAUCCUUCGUCAACAUUUGGCAUUGAUGCAAAUAGAACGUUUGAAUUUGCCGGGCUUGUUGUCUUCUCCGAUGCAGUCCUGCCGCGUCGUCAGGAGAUCUGCAAUGCUUCUCUGGGUUAUGGGGAAUGCCUCAAUGGGCGAUGCUACCGGCUUGACAAGGAGUGCGACGGCUACCUUGACUGCGAAGAUGGAACGGAUGAAAUAAAUUGUGAUUAUCACAAUGCAACACUCCUCGCGGAUUUCCGGAAGUAUCGAUUCAAUCGUAUUCAGAGGCACUAUGAGAAUGUCUGGCUCUGGAGAGACGUUAAUAUUGGUCCCCAUGGAAGGUAUAUCUUCAACAUUGACGUACCGCAUCGUCCUGCACUGUGGAUGGUUUCUGCUUUUGGGGUAAGUCCAACAAUGGGCUUCGGGAUGAUUGCAAAGGCAAUAGAGUACGUCGGAGUUCAGCCAUUCUUUAUAAAUGUCGAAAUGCCAACAGAAUGCCGUCAGGGUGAACAAGUUGGCAUCCGUGUGACCGUUUUUAACUACAUGACGAAUGCCAUUGAGGCAACGGUUGUUUUGCACGGUUCGCCUGACUAUAAAUUCGUUCACGUUGAGGAGAACGGAAUUGUUCGUUCUUACAAUCCACGUACAUCCUUUGGAGAGCAUCAGUUCUUCAUCUAUUUGGAAGCUCAGUCCACGUCUAUUGUUUACCUGCCGAUCGUACCGCAACGUCUUGGGGAUAUUGAUGUAACAGUUCACGCUGCUACGCUCCUGGGAUUGGAUAAAGUGACCCGAAGGCUGCAUGUUGAAGCCGAUGGUCUGCCGCAGUAUCGUCAUCAGUCGAUUUUAUUGGAUCUGAGCAAUCGUGCUUAUGUCUUCCAGUACAUGCACGUCAAUGUUACAGAGACUCCCAUUAUUCCGUACCAAGUUGAUCGUUACUAUGUGUACGGUUCGAAUAAGGCUAGAAUUAGUCUUGUGGGUGACGUAGUUGGUCCAAUCUUUCCCACAAUGCCUGUUAAUGUGACGAGUUUGAUUCACCUCCCGAUGGAGUCUGCUGAGCAGAACAUGUUCAGUUUUGCUGCAAAUCUCUUUACGGUUUACUACAUGCGCUUGAUUAAUCAGCGGAAUAAGACAAUGGAGAAGCAUGCCUUCCAUCAUCUGAAUAUUGGGUAUCAGCGACAGUUGAGCUUUAUGAAUAAGGAUGGAUCGUUUUCACUCUUCCGCUCAGAUUGGAAUCAAUCAGAUCCAAGUGUUUGGCUUACGGCGUACUGUGUGAGGAUUUUCCAAGAGGCAAGCUUCUACGAAUGGGAAAACUACAUCUACAUCGAUCCGAAUAUGAUUCAGAAGAGUGUAGCGUGGUUGUUGAGGCAUCAAAUGCCUGAGGGGUCGUUCUAUGAGACAACGUGGUCGCCUGAUAGGAAGAUGAAUGGGACGGAGAAUGAAUUGCUUCGUGCAAGGAAUAUCACGCUAACGGCGCAUGUUCUGAUAACGUUGGCUAGUGUGAAGGAUCUAGCAGCAGGGGGGUUAGGAGCGCGGGUGGCGAUGGCACAGCAACGGGCUAUAGAUUGGAUAGAUCGAAAUUUGAAGCUGAUUAAGGACUUUGGGGGGCCGUACGAGGUAGCAAUAGUUACGUAUGCGCUGAUGCAGAGCAAUGCACCGCAUGCAGAACAGGCCUUCAGUAUUCUGGCGAAACAUGCUCGAACAAUCGGGGAGUUUAUGUACUGGGGCAAUGAAGAAGUUCCGCAACCGCCGACAAAGUUGGAGAAUCAGAAGUACUUCAGUCUCCCGCGGUUGCCGUACAAGUAUGACUCGUUGAACAUUGAGACAACAGCCUAUGCACUGCUGGUUUACGUUGCAAGGCGAGAACUGUUUGUGGACCCAAUUGUACGAUGGCUCAAUGCUCAGAGGUUGACGGACGGUGGAUGGGCUUCAACGCAGGAUACAAGCACAGCCAUGAAGGCUCUCAUUGAGUACACAAUAAGGACGAGAAUUCGUGACGUCUCCCAACUAGCUGUAACAGUUGAAGCUACCUCCCUGCCAGGGAAAUCUCAAUCGCUCUACAUCACAAAUAAGAAUCUAGCAGAACUUCAGAGUCUAGAAAUUCCUAACGCCUGGGGAACGGUGAAGGUGCAAGCAAAGGGCGCUGGUUACGCCAUCCUCCAAAUGCACGUGCAGUACAACGUGGACGAUAAGCAGUACCAAACAGCUCCGCCAGUUUUUGCAUUUGAUCUAAAUGCCCACGCAGUCUUUCACGGAAGGAAUCAGUCUCACAUCACCUACUACUCAUGUCAGAGGUGGAUCAAUGUUAAUGAAUCCGUUCGUUCGGGGAUGGCUGUCCUUGACGUGGCCAUUCCAACAGGAUACUUUGUGCAGCAACAGAAACUCGACUCUUACAUCCUCAGCAGAAGGGUCAGGAAUCUCCAGCGCGCCAAGUAUUUCGAGAAGAAAGUUCUCUUCUACUUUGACUACCUGGAUUCUGAGGAUGUCUGUUUGAAUUUCACGAUCGAACGAUGGUUCCCUGUGGCAAAUAUGUCUCGCUAUUUGCCAAUUCGUGUCUAUGACUACUAUGCGCCAGAACGAUUCAAUGAGACACUCUUUGAUGCUUUACCCACGUAUUUGCUGAAUAUUUGCGAAGUGUGCGGCAGUUCGCAGUGUCCCUACUGUGCAAUUUACAAUGCAGCCAUCAAGGCCCCAAUUCCAUUCUUCCUCAUCCUCGGGGCUGUUGUAGCGAUAACUGUGAGACAUUUUAGAAUAACUGGCAGAGGCUUUCUCACGUUAGUCUCUCUCGCCGUGGGCAAUACGUAGGGGGGGAGGGGGAUGAGCGAGCGAGAGAGUGAAUGAGGAAGGAAAAUUGCCAUCGUGUGUUCGAAGAAUCGCGCGCGCAAACCUCCAUUUAAACAAACAAACAAAACACUAAAAGUCGUAGGAAUUUCAAUUGAUUUCAUUCAUGUGAAUAGUUUUUUUUAUACCGUUUUUAUUAGUGCAUUGAAAGAGAAAAAUGCAAGAAGGGAGAGAAAAUUUAGCAGCUUAAUGAUAAAUCUCAAAAAAUUAAGUAUUUUUUCUUUGUAAAGAAAUCCCAUCUAUAAAAAAAUAUUAUUUAGGAAAAGAAACAAAAGUGCGCUUGCAUGGAAAAGCUCUUCAUAUCAAAGGGAAUGUUUUUUUUUAUUGAAGGAUUGAACGAUGAAUGACAAUACUUAAGAAGAAAAGUUUAACGAAUAAGUGAUUUUUCCGCCUUAAAGAAAGAAUUUUUUGUAUGAAGAAGAAAAGGGCGGGAAAAUGUACAAAAAGGAACUUGAAAAGAAUUUCUUUUUCUUAAAAAUAUUUCUCAUUUUUUUUAAAAAUGAAAAUCACUCGAAUGUAUAUUAAGAAUUAAUCCAGGCCGUCCAUUUUCUGGUCAAUUUUUUAUUUCACGUUUUUUAUUUUAUGUUUUUUUUAUAUUUUACAAUUUUUCUACGCCUCCAAAUCGUGCGAAAAAAAAUCAUUUUUUAAAAUGUGUUUUUUUUUGUAAAAUCAUUUUGUGAAUUUAUUCUUUUAUUGAUUUAAAGUCAUUUUACAAAGGCACAAAAGAAUGAAAAAAAAAGAAUAUUUUAAAGAAAUUUUGAGAUGCGCAGGAAGACAAAGGAAAAAAAAGAAUCUCUGUGAGAGAUACAAAUAACUAGGAAUCUCUGUAGUUUUUAAAAUAAUAAUAUUUCUGUAGUUACUCGUAGAAUUUUCCUUCUAAAAAGCAAAAAAAAGGAAAAGAAAUUUAGAAAGUUUUUCUACAAAUUUUCUGUUUUUUUUUUACAAUAAAUCUGUAGGUCAGAAUGUAAAUAAUUUAAUGAAGAAAAUCAUUUUGAAUAAGCACGUAGAAAUCAUUUCUUUUUUUUAAAUUUCUUUAUAAAUCAGCAAACUUCAUUCCCGCAAAAAAAAAAGAAAAUAUAAACUGAUAAAUAGAUAAAUAGUGAGAGAAAAAUAAGCAUUUAGUGUGUGACGAAGGUGCCUUAAAUAGAGAAAAUACGAAGAAAAUAUCACAAAAAGUCCAUUUUAUUGCCAGGAAAAUAAUAAAUACCAGAUAAAGGAUAAAAAGCUCCCAAAAUAGAGAAAAUAUUUACAACAGAAAAUCCAAUUUUGAUAGUGAAAAAAAAGUGAAAGGAAAAUAUUUUAUAUUGUUAACUGUACCUCAGAAAAUAGGUAAUAAAUUUCUAUAAAUAAAAAUAAA
Lutzomyia longipalpis is the source of this 7260-nucleotide messenger RNA. RefSeq names its product CD109 antigen (gene Mcr). Gene Ontology annotation, molecular function: protein binding; endopeptidase inhibitor activity. Gene Ontology annotation, cellular component: extracellular region. The record is from RefSeq and is a predicted model, not a curated record. The transcript is spliced from 9 exons. The coding region runs from base 324 to 5867 and encodes 1847 amino acids. NCBI's taxonomy places the organism in Eukaryota, Metazoa, Arthropoda, Insecta, Diptera, Psychodidae.